Messenger RNA from Myotis brandtii (Brandt's bat), 2252 nucleotides. It is a transcript of the gene IFI44, whose product is annotated as interferon-induced protein 44. NCBI's taxonomy places the organism in Eukaryota, Metazoa, Chordata, Mammalia, Chiroptera, Vespertilionidae. Bases 712 to 2022 code for a protein of 436 amino acids. The transcript is spliced from 9 exons. The record is from RefSeq and is a predicted model, not a curated record.
GCUCAACCAGGGUGGAAAAGUACUGAACAUAGCUUGUAACGUGAAUCAGACAUAGGGGAAGACCAGACUUGAAAAACAAGUCCAGAUAAGAGUGACAUCUGGGGAAAGAAGGAAGUUGAGCAAAGCCUGUCAGGGAGAAGAAUAGCUUUAGCAAAACGGCAGGAAUUCCGCCAGAGUGGCAUCUGGGGAAAGAAGGAAGCUGAGCAAAGCCUGUCAGGGAGAAGAAUAGCUUUAGCAAAACGGCAGGAAUUCCGCCUGGCCCUCGCCCAGGGGGCGGGCUGUUAGUGUAGUAGCCAAACAAUAGGAAUAGGAUAGAUCAGCCAAGGUUGGGAGGGGUGAUAAAAGGAGGGACUGCCCCUCCGCCCUUCGCCCUUCGCCCGGCGAUUGCCUGCUGCUGUGUCAGCUACGGCAGGGGCCCAGAUCCGGAUCUGUAAUUAAUAAACGCUUGCUUGCUCAAACCAUCUAUGAGUCGGUGGUCUGUCUCUGGGGGACUCGCUCUGUAACACCAGUUAUGUUUUUAUAUGAAAGUCUUAUCCAAAAUGAGCUGGAUUAGUUUAUGCUACCUCCCAGAGGGAAGUUGGCACACUGCCAACUGGGCUGGGCCCCAUUGACUUUCAGUUUCCUUUUCUCUGAAUCUCUGACGCCUCUGCUAUUGUUUUAUGCCUGCCUCGCUGUCCAGACAGAGCAACUACUCUCAGCCUCAGCCCCUGUAUGGAUUCUACAAACAGGUUGGGAAAUAUGGCAACUCGUUUGACGUGGAUACAAGAAAAGAAACUGCAAAACCUUGUGAAAGGGAAGUUUAGCCUUCUUUAUAGGGCUAGUGUCCAUGGAUUUGCUGAUACCAAUUUGAUGAGGAGAUGCUAUAAUGAAGGACCCACUCUACUAGUGAUUUACAGUUCUGAUCAUGUUUUUGGGUCAUAUAUACCCCAGAAUGACAAAAAUAAUACCAGAGUUUCCUGCCUCCUUUUUGCCUUUGAAGAGACUAAAAUUUUAAGAUGUGAAAUUGGACCACAUGAUUUGAGUGAUUAUGUUUAUCACUAUGGUAAUAAAGGGGAAUUCCUGAUGGAUCUAUCAGGAAAAAAAGUGACUAUGAGCUUAGAUACAAUUAAAAAAUUAAAACUAUCUCAACAUCAGACAAUAUCUUUUGAAGAAUGUGAAGUUUUUCGAUGUGAAGAUUUAUUGGACACAAGGAAGAUGGACGGGGUUGCUGAACUCCGGGGGAGCUUACUGUCUGCCAUAAGAACUUACAAACCAUCUAGGGACCUGGUUCACCAAAUUCGAAUUCUGCUCCUGGGCCCGAUUGGAGCAGGGAAGUCUAGCUUUUUCAACUCAGUAAAGUCUGUUUUACGAGGCCAUGUAACCCACCAGGCUUUGGUCGGCUCUGACAGAACUGGGAUAUCUGAGCAGUACAGGACAUAUUCCAUUAAGGAUGGGAAGGAUGGCAAGUCCUUGCCAUUUAUUCUGUGUGACUCAAUGGGGCUGAGUGAGGAAAAUGGGCUGUGCAUGGAUGACAUACCCUACAUCUUAAAAGGCCACGUUCCUGACAGAUACCAGUUUAAUUUCAUGAAACCAAUCACACCAGGUCAUAGUAACUAUAUUGACUUCCCAUUGCUGGAGGACAGAAUCCAUUGUGUGGCAUUUGUGUUUGAUGCCAACUCUAUUGAGCAACUCUCUGAUGAGAUGGUAGCAAAGAUCAAGAAAGCUCGAAGGGAGGUGAUAAAGUGUGGCGUGGUACAUGUGGUUUUACUCACUUGUGUGGAUAGCAUGGAUCUGAUUAUGAAAGGAGACCUUAUAGACAUAUACAAAUGUAUGCCUGUGAAGCUCAAGCAAGAGGAAGUCCACAAAAAACUUGGAUUUGCUCUUUCUGACAUCUUGGUGGUCAGUAAUUAUACCUCAGAGUGGAAUCUGGACCCUAUAAAGGACGUCCUGAACCUCUCUGCACUGAGACAGAUGCUGUGGGCAGCAGAUGACUUCUUAGAGGAUCUGCCUCUUGAGGAAACAGCUAUCAGAGGAAAGCACUAAGUGUGCUAGAGAAAAAAUAAAUAUGUGAACCCUUCACAUAUUAAAACUUAUCAGAGAAGAGAAAACAUAGAGAAGUGAGAAACCAGGAAAAAGACAAGUAGAUGAAGAUGAAGGGGUGUAUUUUACUUAUGGCUUGGAUGAAGAUACACAAAAAAUUUAUAAUACAUAUAAAUAACUUGGAACAGCUGAAUUUAAAGUUGUAAAAAACAAUCAUAAUCUUUUUGGGUGUA